CCGACGUACUCCACUGUGCACAUCUGUUUAUCCCGUCCCCCAAUUUUCUUUAAAAAGCUCGUACAACAUGAUUAUACAUUUGUAUUUUGGUAUACCCUUAUCUGUGAAAUUCUUGAGCCGAACUCAUAAUUAAAAUUUGGUAUACAUACCCUUAUAUGAGAAAUGCUUGAACCGAACUCAUAAUUAAAAUGUUUCAGUUUUCAUAAAAAAGCAUAGCAGUAAAGUCAAAGAAAUUAUUUGCUCUAAAUUUACUCAUUUAGGUGAAAAUAACCUUCUACUUACCUUAAAAAGCUCAUCUGAGUCCUUGGUGAUUAACCAAUCAACCUAAGAAAUGGACGAAAGUGGCGAAUUUAAUUUAGUUUUGAACCGCGACUGCCUCUUGCAGAUAAUGAAAUACGUAAUUACUGGUUGCGAAUUAAAAGAACAUUGGAACAAAAUGUUGAAAUAUGAUGAUUUAAUAAACUUUGUGUUGGCCCAUGAAAUGUUCCUGGAUUUACUUGAGACUUAUCACAAACGUCUGUACGAGGUUCUUGAUUUGUUUCUUACGUGUAGGAUAACAAAGCUACUAAUAGAUCUACGAGUUAAUAAGUCGUCUAAAAGAAAUGAAUUUUUUUGGAUAUCCUACCUACAAUCUAUCAGAGAAAAAGAUCCUUUCUAUGUUGAACUACAUUUUAAAAAUAAUGUGAACGAUAAAAGCAUGGUUUACGUCAGUAUUAAUAAAAAAACGGCAAGAGAGCAGGAUUUUAUCAUGGAGUGCGUCAAGUUUGAUGUUGAUGUUGCUGCAAAAGAUUUAUAUGACAUCUGCACCAGGAUCCCAAACUUGAGUAAUUUAGAAGUUGAAGGCACUAAAAUCCAUGGAAUACUUGCUGAUAUCGGACGCCAUUGCAAAGAUCUUCAGGUGCUGGCAGUUCAUCUAAGCCCGGAAGGCGGGGCCGCCCAAUAUUCAUCACUGGUAUUGUUGCCCAAUUUAAAAUUUUUUACUAUAUCUGGAGUCCAAGAAAGCGGAGCGCAAUUGCUAUUUUUUGAUGAUUUAAGAAAAUUGCAUAGACCUAAAAGUUUACCACCUUUGACCCUGUUUAUCACAGAUCACUUAAGCAAUAAAGGUCGGUAUAUUACGUUACCGACUUUUGACUCUUUGCAUUCUUUCAACAUAAGGGAAGAUGAUCGAUCAAAUGAUAUAUGUGUUACAGCACAGUUCGAUUUCUGUGAAACAACGGAAGAAAGUAAUUUAAUUGAGGAAUCCCUAGCAACCAUACCUUUAAGUAAACAAACCUUAAUUGAGUUUAACAGAAAUAAAGCGAAACUUAAGUUAAAUAUACAUAAUGAUUCGGACAUUGGCGAAAUGGGUUCCUUAUCAAAGCUGCCCAACCUAAGCCGAUUGACUAUAUAUAACAAACGUAAUAAUUUUAAAGAUCCCAAGCCACUGGCAAAAUUCCUCCAAUCAAUGAUCCCAAAAAAGUCAUUCGCUUUGAAAUAUAUUUUAAUAAAUUAUAUAUCAAUAGAUCAAUUAGAGGCCGUAGAACUUGCGAAAAUAGAAUCUAUUCGAUUUCUGGCUUGCCAUUUGUCCGAAUGGUAUUCCAUGAAGUUUUUAAGUCAGCUAAGAAACCUGCAACACCUUGUUAUUAAUGUCCGCGAGUCCAUUAAUUCCCAUACAUCAGAGCAACUUUUUGACUUGCUAAUUGCAGGCCAGGGGCAAGCUACCAUAGCUUGCAAAGAUUUCACCCUUAGAAAGAAUGAAAAAAAGAUGCAAAUUUAUAAGCGGCCAUCGUAUGCAGAAAUUAACGACGUCAAUACCGUCGAGACACGAGACCUUCCAAUUAAUGAAACACUAAAUCCACUCUUCCAAGCUUUCGCCACCAGCAAUUUGAGUACGAUCGAAGAAUUUCAUAUAAGUGGACUGAUAAAUAUAUGUUUUAAGGAUAUCUCAAAAGUGGCAGAGAUUCAAACCAUUAAGAAACUGUCGUGCUCCCUCUCAGAGCUAUCUGGAAUUGAGAAAUUGGCUGGGCUCAAUAAUCUCCAGGAUUUGGAUAUAUCCGGAAAAGGAAACCUUACCGCACUUUUCACAAAGCUGGCUGAGAAGAAUAUACUUCAACGAUUUCGAUAUUCCGAAGAACUCGUUCCUGAAGAGGUUAUAAGGGUUUCCCAAAUAAAGUCGCUAAAAAAACUGGAGUGCAGUUUUUCGGACUGGGAGGACUACCAAUCCUUGUCAGAGCUAGCUAACUCGAAUGUUGAAGAAUUAAUUGUACUGAUACUAAGUCCAAGCUAUUCCCUAAAAAAAUUUUUUGGAGCGUUUUCUUCAAAUAGUUUAACUAGAUUGCAGCACCUGGAAGUUGAACACAACCCAAGUAAUUUUAAAUUACCACGUAGAGCUCUAAACAUUGCAGAAAUGUCUGAAAUUAUUGGAAUAAAAGGUUUGAAAGUGUUACGUGCAGGAUACUUAAAUUCAGAAUGUUCGCAAAUGUUAGAUCGAUUACCCAAUCUACAGCACUUGAUACUUGAACAUUCUACUGUUAUUGAUAUGAACCCUUUGGAAAAUAUAUUAAGGGUUUUAGUACACAAAUCGCCGGCAACACUUCAAAAAUUGGACUUGAAUAAUAUCUUAAUUGGAUUCAAUGAAUGUAAUUAUUUGACCCAACUUGAAACAUUGGAGUCUUUAAAAUGCAAUUUACGCAAAGAACCUGGUUUAGAAGUUUUGGCAAACAUUAAAAAUCUUAAAGGACUAAUAAUCUGUGAGGCACAAGACUCGCUCACUGAACUUUACCGGGCUUUUGCUCUUAGAAGUGACUCAAUUCUACAAGAACUUCAUACACCAAUUACAUGUAAUGAAGAAAUCUACGAAAUAUCGCAAAUAAAGUCACUGCAAAAAGUUGAUAUUAGCUACAAACGCUUAUGUAGCAACUUAUCAGAGCUGGGAAAACUAAUUAAACUUAAAUCAUUGUGUAUAUAUAAAUUGUUUUUUUCCCAUUUAUAUAUAAAUAGUCUGUUGCCGAUGUUUGAAUCUUGUCAAAAGCUCGAUUACGUCACAUUGAAAUUUCGUCGAGAGGAGGUAGAUACAAGCACGGUCAUUAAAAUUUACACCAUUUUAAAAUCUGUAAGGAAUCCUGCACUUCAGAGACCGUUAAAACUUACUCUUAUUGAAGAAAACUUUAUCCCAAACAUCAACGUAGAAGACAUUGACAAAGCAUAUUUAAACGUCUCCUAUAAGUAUGAAAUGUUCAGCCAUAAAUUUAAUAAUAGUGGAUUUGUGUUGAAAAAUAAUUUGGAUAGGUUUACAAACGCAGUUGAUUGGAGAAAUUAAAUAAUGGAAAAUACAAGUUAAACAUGAAUUCGAUAUACCAUUAUUUGAGAUCACUUAUCAUUUUAACAAUAAAACCAACAAGAGUUACAUAAAGCAAAUCAAAUUUCAACUUUUUUUCUGCAAACUUAAUCGCAGUUGAUCAUGUUAAAUUAGGAUUCCGUAAUCAUAAGCCACUUACUUAUGAUGGAUAAACUAUAGAAUUUGCACUAUUUAAUACUCUAGAAAAUUACUUUUGUAGUCUCUUUUAUUUCAAUAUUUUGUUUUAAAAGCUGUCCCUUAAAAUUAGAAAGCCCUUUGAGGCGCUUGGAAGCGGAUGUUUGGAAACGACGCACCACGGUUUCUUUUGACCCUCCAAAAAUUUUGCUGGAUUAUGCCUUUUCUGCAAAAUGUGUUCGUCUAUAUAAAGAAAUUACCGGGUAAUGGCAAUUUUUAAGGAAAAUUGUUUGCAAAGUGCACAAAAAAAAAUAAACAACCGCAAAAUUCAAUUAGAGUAACCGUUCUUGGAAAGCAAAAUGAUGUUACCACGUCAACAGUGCUGCCAAAUCUAGCUACUAAAUGAAGAUUCAUUACAAAAGCUAAAAAUUCGAUAAAGUAGCAAAUCUUUGAGCAUGUUUUGCAAACUGUACUUACACUUACAUAUAUUUUUUGAACCUACAUUAUUCACAAAAAGCUUUAUAUAUUAUAACUUUAAGUUGUUUGACACGCGAGUAAUACUAUUCUGAAUAGCUAUUAAUAUUUCUAUGAACUGUAGAUUCCGAAAUAGCUGCUCAGCUUUAAAAUCUUUUUUUGAUGGGAAGGUAACCUCUUUAAUUUAAAGAAUCAAAAAACUGAAAAAAAUUGUCAAUAAAUCAGUGUCAAAGUUGAUUUAAAAUUUUUUUUUAAUUUUUUGAACAUGGACUACAAUAGUUUGUUUACUUAACAUUAAAAAUGUUAAUUUAUUACACUUUAUUAAAAUCAUUUAGAUUAUUUUUGAUGCACUUGCUAACAAUCAAUAUUAAUGAUAAGCGGUCAUUAAAAACAGUCCGUAUAAACAUAAAGAACACCCCUAAUGUUUUUGUUUUG
Messenger RNA from Drosophila elegans, 4360 nucleotides. RefSeq lists its product as uncharacterized. The transcript is spliced from 3 exons. The record is from RefSeq and is a predicted model, not a curated record. NCBI's taxonomy places the organism in Eukaryota, Metazoa, Arthropoda, Insecta, Diptera, Drosophilidae. The coding region runs from base 332 to 3298 and encodes 988 amino acids.